AACCUUAUAAUUUAUUAAAACGUUUAUCCAUACAAACUCGUAUAUUUUAAUCUCAGCUUUCAGAGAAUAUAAAAAAAUGUAAAGAUAGAUUUGACAUAUCUCAAAAUUACUUGAGUUUUUAUACCAUCGCUCCCACGGUUUAUUACCACAUUAAUGCUUUAUAACUACGAAAUUACACGUGUAACGCAUUAUGCUCUUUGAAAAAAAUGUAAUUGGUUAAUUAAAAACCACUGAAUAACAACACAUCACUGACUACGAAAAAUCGAACCGCUAAGAGUUAAAUAUUUAGCAGAUAACGCGGUCCACACAAGUAAAUUAGAAUAAUUGUUGGGCGCAGCUUCCCCUCUCUCUUCAAUUACACGAGAUCUCGUCGGGUGCGAGAGUGAUAAUACGACCAAUGCACUUUCCCGACUAAAUAGCUGCGCUUGCUUGGGCCUCUCGCGUAUACGUUAAUAAGUGAGACGCAAUUGUUCAUUUUGCCGCCGCCGCCGCCGCCGCGUGGUUUCGACGGACGCUUUGAUUAGGUCAGCACUUCACAGCGAUAUGGCUAAGCCAGUUCUGCGAGCGGGAAUUUUAACGAAUCUGUGUAUAACUAUCUGCAUUUGGGCAACAUUACGAUAGUAAUAAGUUCGGGAACAUACAUUGAUAAUUUAACGUCUGACCCUUCGAAAGUCAACUUUUUGAUUAUCGCAAUAAUUAUAUUGUGGUUCACGUAUCGAGUAUGCUGCACAGCAGCAGCGGCAAAGGUGCUGAGAGCUACCAAAACACAUUGGACGAGACGUCACGGACGGGUCCGUACAUCGACAAAACUGCGUCGAAAAACGUGACGGCACUAUUGGGAAAGACGACUUAUCUCAACUGUAGGGUGAAGAAUUUAGGCAACAAAACGAUGUCUCCUCUGCAGGUGUCGUGGGUGCGACACAGGGACAUUCACUUGCUGACGAUCGGCCGUUACACCUACACGAACGACCAACGCUUCCGAGCGAUACACCACGUACACUCGGACGACUGGAUGUUGCAGAUCAAGUUUCCACAACAUCGGGAUAGCGGCAUCUACGAGUGCCAAGUGUCCACGACUCCGCACAUGAGCCACUUCGUGCAUCUCAAUGUUGUCGAGCCGGUAACCGAGAUCUUAGGCGGACCGGAUCUGUACAUCGACCGUGGUAGCACGAUCAACCUCACCUGCAUAGUACUGCACAGCCCUGAGCCACCGGCUUACAUAUACUGGAAUCACAACAACGCCAUAAUCAGCUACGACUCGUCACGAGGUGGCGUGUCGGUGGUGACGGAGAAAGGAAACAGCACGUCGAGCUCGCUACUGGUCCAGCAGGCCAAGCCAACGGACUCGGGUAGAUACACGUGCAAUCCCAGCAACGCCCAGCCCAAGUCCAUUACUGUGCACGUACUCAACGGAGAGUACCCCGCGGCAAUGCAGCACGGCGGUCAAGCCCAUCAGCCCCGACUUUAUUCGCUGUUACUCUGCCUCUGCCUGCUACUCUACUAAAACGUCGCAGGACGACGACGACUCACGACAACACGGCGGCCGGCGACUGCAUCAACGCAUACGAGCGAGAGACUAUUUAUUACUAAAUGGUGAUGAUCGACAAAAGUGACGAUACAAUUUAUUUCUAUCUUCAGUUAUCUAGCAAUAUGUAAAGAAAGCAAAGAGUGGUCCGAGAUGAUCUUUUACGUAUCCUACGAUGCUUAAUUUGCAUUUAAGUAGUACAGUCUGCGUUAGGUCAGGCACGACUUUUUAAAAAAAUGUGAGAAAAUAAUUAUAACGACUGUUAAAAAAUUCUGACAAGCCACGAUAAUGCUUAAGUAAAAUUUACGUUCGAUAAUAAUCAAUAAAUAAAUGAAUCGAUAAAUAUUGUUACACUCAAGUGUUGUCUACGUUCAAAAGCUACUGCCUCUCUAAAUGAUUCUAUGAAUGCCCAUGCAAUAUCAUAAUUUGAGAAAGUAUAAGAUAUCAUGUGAAAGCACUUCUCUAGUUAAAUUAAGGAGAUUUCGUAACUUAACUGGGCGCGAGGUGAGAGGUGUGCAUCUGAUUCUCACCGCGCGUGCCACGCCGCACCCCCGUGUAACCGACACACCCGAGUUUUCGUUCAUGUUCCAAUCGAAUAUUUACGAUUUUUAAUCGCGACCUCAGUUCAAGCAUUGAAUUUAGCUUUAUUUUAUAUAUACGUAUAUAUUUUUUUAACAUUCUGUGCAUGUUUUCUGAGUUUGCACUUUAAAUCAAUUACUUCUAACGCCGCAUCUCCCACGAGGGCCCGUGUUUAAGAGCUGAAUUUUUCGAUUGCUUUUUUUUAGCAUUUUGGUGGCAAUAAAUAUUUUUAAAUAUACACAGAUGUUUUUCUCGUGCUUCAGUCUAUUAUAAAUUUUAAUUUUAUCUCGAUCUGCGUAUUUUGUUGUGACUCGUGAACCUUCUUAAUUGAUUGCUUAGUUCAUUUAAUUAAAUUUUUAAUUAAUUCUCUUGAACGCAAUUACGGUACUACGAGAAAUAACUUUAAAUUACAGCAAAUAUUAAAAAAAGAAAGAAAAACGUAACGCACUAAAAAAGUGCUUAUUUCACUAAAGUUCAAUGUUCUCUUGGCAUUCCCUUGUGUCAAAAGUCGUCUCGGAAAAUUAAGCUUCGACGACGACCAGCAGCGAAUCGUGACGCAGCAAUCGUCGUCGUCGUCGUCGCGUAAUUUCGAUCUGUCGACGUGAUCAUGCGCGCGCGCGCGCAACCUUUUGCCUUCUCUCUCUCUCUCUCUCUCUCUCCUCCGAAGAUAUAAGGAUACUUAAGCUCGUUGGCGUGGAAAAAGCGCUGAGCGUCGGUGUGAAUCGUAAUCGGCGUUUUUCACGCCUGCCCGACUUAAGAGUCUUCUCGCUGCUGCUACGCGAGUGAAAGAGAGAGGCAGAGAGUUGGCGUCUUUCGACUUUGCAAUGCAAAGCGAUUCAUUCGAAAAAUUGGCUGUGCGCGCGAGGGAAAAUUCGUUAAUUAAAAGCCCCUCUCCGCUAGCGCCGUUUUUAUUUUCUUCAAAGAGAAAGCGGAAAAGUAUAACAAUAAAAGAACUAUAAUUUAAAAAUAAAAAAAGGACUUUUUUCCAGGCUAACUGGCUGUUCAUAGUAGUAACAACGCUGGCGAUUACUUUAUGCCAACACUCUCUCAGUCGUAUUUCUUGCCGUUAUAGCUGUGGGAAUGACUGCCAAUUCUAAUAAAUUCCCCUUUGGAAAAUAACGCGCUUUAAUGAAUUCCACCUUGUGGAUUGGUCCAAAAAACCUCUCGUGGUGUACACAUACACACACAUACAUAACUGCCCGACUGCACGACUGUUAAGCAGAAAAUAGCCAGCUACACCGAAGUUAUAUUCCCCGGGACGGGACAUUCAAUAUUUCCUGGUCGACUAUCGAUCCCACGAGAAACCCGAUUUUCACAACCGUAAAAUUACCAGAUUUCGCGCGCGCUUCGUCGAUAUUUUGCAAUCCUGACAAUCCUGCCCAUCAGGAUUUUUAUCUCGCGCUCUUUUAAACGCGCCUAAUUGCGUGGAAUUCGGUCACAACAAAUCUUCUUUGACGUUAUUUUCAAUCAAAAUUAUAUGAAGCCGUACAAUUUUGAUCGAAACGAACGACCAAUGAAAGUGGAUACGAAGCAUAUGUAUACUAUUUGUUGAUUGUCAAGUCAAUUUUUUCAGUAAAAAUUCAACUAUAGCACAGAGAGUAACUUUUUCUACGUACAUUAAUUUACAACGUAAGCCGUUUGAAAAAUAGCAUUACCAAACAUUUUUUACUUGUGUAAAUUAAGGCGAUUGUGCACCUUUCUAUAACAUUAUCCAUUAUAAUAAUUUUUAAUAAGCAUUUCGGUGAUAAAAACAAUAUUUAAAUAUUCAAGAACAUUUUUGUCAUACUUUAAUCUAUUACAGAUCUUAAUUUUGUCUCAAUCUUAAGCCGAUGUAUUCAAAAUAAAAGCCAAAAAGAAAGAAACAAACAUUCGAUCGUUCGAAGAAAAAAGAGGUUCUCGCUAAUGACAUCCAAUUUACUAAGAUUGUUAAGUUUGAUAUGUGUCGAAGGCAGUCAAAAUGAAUGCGGUGCAAAAGAAAAAAAGAUCGACAAGUUUCGUUGGCAGUGGCUUUUCACAGUCGAUAUAGAUAAAGCGCGAGUGAGCCUUGGUGCCAUUAAAACGUAACGAGCUUAGUUUAGCAGGUCUCACGGAUCAUCUCUCUAGCGGAAAAACGAAAAAAUUUUCGGCGAAAAAUCGAAUAACAAUAUUUGCCCGCGGAGAUUGCAAAGCGUCAUCAUUUUUUUUCAACUUUUAAAUUGUUAAAAAAAAAAAAGAAAAUGAGGGUCGAGAUGGACAUUUUUCAUUAGGUACCUGACAGUGCUUAAUCACCUAUGUAAUAUAGAACAGCCGAUGCUCGUUAUCGCAUUUCGCAGUCGUGCCGAGAAAAUGGAGGUUUAUAAUCUCGUGUGCGAAAAAUCAUUUGCAGAGAUUAACUCGUGUAAAUAUGUACUUAAAAAUGGAAAAAAGUUACUUAGAACGUAAGAGAAUUGUGGUGAGAAUGUAAUAUGAUGAGAGUGACAUAAUCGUUUAAAUUGUUUCUUAUGAAUGGACAAUAUGCUGUGCUAUAAAACGCCUAUACACAUAUAUAUACACACACACAUAUAUCUAUGUAUAUAUAUGUGUGUGUGUAUAUGUAUAUAUAACAAAGUCGUUUUCACACCAUGAUUCUUUUUUAUGUUAUUGCAAAUUUUUGACCAAGCAUUCACCUAUUUAAUUAAUGUUGUAUGCUUGUAGGCGAGAGACAAGUAUUAAUAUUAUAUUUGCGUCAUGGAAUCACAAAUAUUUGAGCCUCUAAUUGUUUACUAAUUCGAUAAUAUUACUGUAUAAUCCUACUUGAUUAAGCUUUAAAACAAUCAUACUUUGUUUUUCUAUGGUAGUAUUGUUCAAACUUUUUUGUGGAAAUCAGUGGCCCAGAUUGUUGCAUUUUCAAAUAACAAAAAAAAGUAUAAAGAAAAGGUGUAAAAUAAAUGAAUUAGUGUGAGUGCGAUCGAUCGAAUUUUAUGGUUAAAGCGUGUAUGUCAUGUAAAAAAGUAUUAAAAACAAAGCGCGAAGAAGGAAAAAAGUGUGCGUGUAUAUGAAUGAUGUGUGAACAAAUACGACAUAUAAAAUAAAAGAAAAAAGGAAAGAAAUCGACGAUUCGAAUAGGUAAAGUAAAAAUCCAAUGGGACGAAAAAUGCCCCGAUAUAUAAUCUUUAAUGUACCAAUAUCAGUAUAAAUACUAUCGCGUACCCCCUGACCGUAUUAAGGAUAAUAACUGUAUUCGCAUUUAUUGUCAAACUUACCUACAGCCUAGUCAGUGUGCAAACCAUAAAAAAAGGUGUGAGACACGUGUCUCAUAAACCCUAAAGUGUCGUCAAACAAAAAAAAUGAAUAAAUAAAUAAAUCACAAUCACAAAAGUCUGGAAAAAAAUAAUGUGAACACACAAAAAUCUACCAAGUUAUAAGCGAGAAACUAAGCUAGAUUUUAAACAGCAAAAAAAAAACGCAAGCGAAACUAUCGAUUAUCAAAUGCUGUACAUCAUUUCUGCUUCCUUUUACGUCGAUGUUAUUUUAAUCAUUGAAAAAAAAAAUUGUGUAGUUUUUAAGGUUCAUUUGGAGGACGACUAUUUUCUCUGUCGAUUAAGUUUUUUAAUAUAAGUGUACAGUUUAUUUUUUCAUUAAAUAUACAUGUACUCAUGAUUGAAACUCAUUUAUAUAACAAUUGUACACUUCAUUCGAAUGAACGCAGAUGUAAAAUGAGAUACUACGAUAAAAUACUAAAAAAAAUGUGCUUAAAGGUAUUUGUAAAAUUCUAUCAACAUAGGAAAAGUUUAAAUAAAA
This is a messenger RNA of Phymastichus coffea, 5863 nucleotides long. Its product is annotated as zwei Ig domain protein zig-8-like. The transcript has 7 exons. Gene Ontology annotation, cellular component: neuron projection membrane. NCBI's taxonomy places the organism in Eukaryota, Metazoa, Arthropoda, Insecta, Hymenoptera, Eulophidae. Gene Ontology annotation, biological process: synapse organization. The coding region runs from base 722 to 1504 and encodes 260 amino acids. The record is from RefSeq and is a predicted model, not a curated record.